Molecule: messenger RNA, 817 nt
Organism: Brassica napus (rape)
Lineage: Eukaryota; Viridiplantae; Streptophyta; Magnoliopsida; Brassicales; Brassicaceae
Exons: 3
Coding region: 152-490 (112 amino acids)
Biological process (GO): fatty acid metabolic process
Molecular function (GO): NAD+ binding
Source: RefSeq, a predicted model, not a curated record
CUGAAAAAAGUUGAAUGAUCAAUGAUAACAUUUGGUUUCUCCACGUCACUUCCUUCGUGCUUAAUUUUUUUUUCUUCGUUGAUUUCACCUUGACGAACUGGAGAUAUAAACUAGAGAUUUUGAGAGAGAAAUAUCAGUUUGUCGUUGAGGAAUGGUGCCGAAGAUGAAGCAUCUUCUUCACAAACUCAACAUGGGAAGAAAUAGUGACGUCAACGGCAGAUUAAGAGACCAUCAAAGAGCCUGUUGUCGCUGGCGGAUCUGUGAAGAAAAUGGCCGAGAUAGACUGCGUCUCGGAGUAGUGAGUGCUUGUCCGAUGGGUUCAGGAAUCACACAAUUCGCCUCCACCAACGGCCUUGACGUUUGGCUCAUGGACGCUGAUGGGAAUGCGCUCUCUCGAGCCACCACAGCUAUCUCCUCUUCCGUCAAUCGUUUCGUCUCCAAAGGCCUAAUGACCAAGGAAGUAGGUGAUGAUGCUAUGCGUCGUCUAUGAUUAACAUCCAACCUCCAAGAUUGUGUUAUGCUGAUAUAAUCCGGGAACGUAUUGUGUUUUAUGGUUCAUUCUCAACGUCGAGUUAUUUUACUUUGUUUACUUUAUUGUUGGUUGUUGCUGAAAAAGUCUACCUAAAAAAGUUAUUUGGAGCGUCCUUUGUUUAAUGAGUUCUAAUGAAGAUUCAGCCUUGAACAAGAAAGUGUUUCCUAAUAUCUGAGCAAGUGUUACAAGACUUGUCUGAAAUGUUUUUCUUCUUUCACUGUGAUGCUUCUGUCAUCUUACAUGUAUCACGUGUUUCUUAUAGUCAAGUAAAGAUAUAUUCUGACA